Metarhizium album ARSEF 1941 is the source of this 1761-nucleotide messenger RNA. RefSeq lists its product as uncharacterized. Gene Ontology annotation, cellular component: endoplasmic reticulum membrane. The transcript is spliced from 6 exons. Gene Ontology annotation, molecular function: ergosterol O-acyltransferase activity. NCBI's taxonomy places the organism in Eukaryota, Fungi, Ascomycota, Sordariomycetes, Hypocreales, Clavicipitaceae. Gene Ontology annotation, biological process: ergosterol metabolic process. The record is from RefSeq and is a predicted model, not a curated record. The coding region runs from base 1 to 1761 and encodes 586 amino acids.
AUGCACAGCACCUUGACGAGGACUCUAGAUGAGCGGCCUCCCAGCAAUCCGCCAAAUCGGCAUGUGGAUGGUGUCAACGGCAGUCUCUCGCAUCACAGUGCUCGUCAGACACAGCCAAGAUCUCUCGGCGAAGCUUUGCGCGAGGCAGGAAUGUCGCUGGAAAGCCCCGGGCCCACGUCUGAAACCCCCAGUGAAGAAGAUUACGAUGAAAAUGUUCGCCCAGCAUAUGCCCUCGGGGGACGGGACUAUCAGCAUCAGCAUCCGCAACAUGACCAUGGUCAUCAACAACAACAAGGACGACAACUUUUGCAGAGGAGAAAGGCGAAGAAGCGCAUGAGCGAAACAGAGUUACUCUCUGCAAAAGUUGACUCCAACAUAGUCCGCGAUGACUUCGGCGGAGUACGAAUAUAUCCUGGAGACGACCAGGCUCUCCAAGAGCUGCUUCGACGGACUUCGGAGUCCGCAAAAUACCCAGACAAGGCAGCUAAACAGAAGCGCAAGUUUCGUGACCAUUUUUUCACCCACCAAUUUUCGGCCUUUGAUCCGCACAACUCGGCCGCGGCAAACAGUCCGUUCCACGGCUUUUAUACUCUCUUUUGGCUGGCUGUGGCCCUGUUUGUUCUCAAGAUUUCCGUGAACAACUGGAGAGCGCAUGGCACUCCGUUGGGGUCGAAUGAGAUCAUGAAGACCAUGUUUCAUCGGGAUGUACUCGUGCUCUUGCUCUCAGACGGAGUCAUGUGCGGGCUUACUGGUGUAAGCUGGCUCAUCCAAAAAUUGGUAUUCCACCGCGUCGUCGAUUGGGAUCGAAGUGGAUGGAUAGUUCAAAACAUCUGGCAAACGCACUUUAUUACUGGCAUCAUUGCUUGGACCCAUGUCCGCGACUGGCCGUGGACUCAUACUGUCUUUUUCGUGCUACAUGGUAUUAUCAUGCUUAUGAAGCAGCAUUCUUAUGCCUUUUACAACGGACACCUCUCGACAGUGUACCUACAACGCCUAUUUCUUCUUUUCAAGUUGAAGCAGCUGGAGCUUGUCCACCCAUCUAAGGAAUCGUCAUCUGCUGUGCCGCCGGUCUCUAGCUUAUCAAUCGACCAUCUCCGAGCUCCUCCAACUGCCGUGGAACGCCGUCACUCCCUCUCACAAGUACCCAAAUCGAAGGAGACCGACAUUGACAAAAUCGCAAAGGCAAUUGCAUCACGCGAGCCUUUGAACGACGAGCAAAUUGCAGCAUUCGAACAAAUCAUCAAGUGGGAAGUAGAUGCGUUGGCCGACGAACUCAGAGGAACAUUCAGAGGAACAUCUAGUGAUCCCAACAUGGCAUAUCCGAACAACUUGACAUUUCGGGGUCACUACGAAUGGAUACCCUUACCAACGCUGGUAUAUGAACUGGAGUAUCCACGAUCUCAAGAUGUUAGUUGGAAGUAUGUCGUAGAAAAGCUGGUCGCCAUGGUGGGGGUGCUUUUUGUGAUGAACCAGGUUGCACAGUACUCCAUAUACCCCGUGGUCAUGAAGACGGUCCAGAUGAAGGAGAGUGGACUUCCGCUCGCCACUCGAUUUCAAGAAUUUCCGCUGCUUUUGCUUGAUCUCAUUUUCCCAUUUAUGAUGGAGUAUCUGCUCGUCUGGUAUCUCAUUUGGGAAACUAUUCUGAACAUCCUUGCCGAACUCACGCAUUUUGCUGAUCGCAGUUUCUACGACGCCUGGUGGAACAGUGCUGGUCCGAUUAAGCCGCACAAAAUGGCUCAAAGGUCAGAAAACGCUGGGUAA